Mytilus trossulus (common blue mussel) is the source of this 1923-nucleotide messenger RNA. RefSeq names its product coadhesin-like. The record is from RefSeq and is a predicted model, not a curated record. The transcript has 14 exons. Lineage: Eukaryota; Metazoa; Mollusca; Bivalvia; Mytilida; Mytilidae. The coding region runs from base 670 to 1524 and encodes 284 amino acids.
ACCAAGGCAAGCGAGGAACACAGUUGCAAAACAUCUUAUAAAAUGUUGAUCUCAGUAAAAGUUAUAUUGUUCAUAUGCUUAUUACAAAGAGAUUUAGUCAAUGGGUGUCCUCCACCUUGUUCAUGUCGUACAGACGGAGUUAUAAGAUGCGAAUCUAAGAAUUUGACGGAAAUACCUCGAAAUAUUAGUUCAAAUUCAACAGAUCUGACAUUAAAAAAUAAUAGAAUUACCUUAAUUGGACCAAAUGACUUAUCAGGUUUAACACUCAUUGGAUAUAUAGACUUAAGUUUCAAUGAAAUCUUCAGUAUAGAUGCAGACGCAUUUGCUGACCUUACGGACUGUGUAUCUAUAAAUUUACAAGAAAACAACUUAGUAAGUUUACCAGGAGAUCUUUUUUCGUCGGUCAUCAUUCUUGAUACUUUAUUGUUACAGAAAAACUGACUAAUAAGUUUAUCGGAUGAACUAUUUUCAUUGAACCCAUUACUUCAAAUUUUAGAUUUAUCAUCUAACAACUUAACAACUUUACCAAAUAAUCUUUUUUUGACAAACAACAACUUGAGGUUAUUAACUUUAUCAAAUAACAACAUUGUAAGUUUACCAGGUGGUCUGUUAGCGAAUACAAAAGUUGACGAGUUUGAAAUUUACAAUAACCCAUUGCAAUGCUGCCUCAUGAAAGAUUUCUUAGAAUGGGCUGCAAAUGAACCAGGUCUGCUUUAUUACGGAUUAUGUACUGAUUUUAAUACAACAAGUGAACUCAAAGAUUUUGAAACUGCAAGUUGCAUUAUUUCAGUUGAUGGAGGAUGGAGCCCUUGGUUCAACUCGUCUUGUUCGGUGUCAUGUGGAGAGGGCGUCAGAAUCCGAAACAGGACAUGUGACAAUCCCCCACCAUCUGGAAGUGGACAACAUUGUGUUGGUUCCGAAACUGAAAAAUCAAUCUGCAACUUAGGAAAAUGUCCAAUUGAUGGAGGAUGGAGCCCUUGGUUCAACUCGUCUUGUUCGGUGUCAUGUGGAGAGGGCGUCAGAAUCCGAAACAGGACAUGUGACAAUCCCCCACCAUCUGGAAGUGGACAACAUUGUGUUGGUUCCGAAACUGAAAAAUCAAUCUGCAACUUAGGAAAAUGUCCAAUUGAUGGAGGAUGGAGCCCUUGGUUCAACUCGUCUUGUUCGGUGUCAUGUGGAGAGGGCGUCAGAAUCCGAAACAGGACAUGUGACAAUCCCCCACCAUCUGGAAGUGGACAACAUUGUGUUGGUUCCGAAACUGAAAAAUCAAUCUGCAACUUAGGAAAAUGUCCAAUUGAUGGAGGAUGGAGCCCUUGGUUCAACUCGUCUUGUUCGGUGUCAUGUGGAGAGGGCGUCAGAAUCCGAAACAGGACAUGUGACAAUCCCCCACCAUCUGGAAGUGGACAACAUUGUGUUGGUUCCGAAACUGAAAAAUCAAUCUGCAACUUAGGAAAAUGUCCAAAAUCAUGCAGGCAUUCAAACAAAAGAAUCCGACAACAAACCAGAAGACGAUUUGGACAAUAGAGCAGGAAAAAAACAGCGAAAAAAGAAAGACAAGAACCCAAAAAGAAAGAACAACAUUAAUUUGUUUAAUUGAAAUCAACCACAUAUUGAAAUAGUGUUGAUUAAAAAAAACUGAGGGGAAAUACAAACUUGGUUUUAAUUUCAUCAUCACCCUGUAUGGUUUUGUUCUACAAUUUUUCUGGUUUAGUUUAUUAUAUACUUUUGUAACAUGUAAUAUUUAUAUGAUUACAUUUUGUGGGAAUAUUCAUUGGUGACAUGUGUUUUCAUCUUUUGAAUCAUUGGUUUCUGUGCCUUUUUUUCUUUUCAUGUUAUUUUUUAAGUAACAAAUAACAUUUAAAUGAUUAUAUUGUGUGGGAAUAUUCAUUGCUGACAUUUGUUUUUAUCUUUAAAAUCAUUGGU